Molecule: messenger RNA, 1519 nt
Organism: Anoplophora glabripennis (Asian longhorned beetle)
Lineage: Eukaryota; Metazoa; Arthropoda; Insecta; Coleoptera; Cerambycidae
Exons: 2
Coding region: 231-1277 (348 amino acids)
Biological process (GO): DNA integration; DNA recombination
Molecular function (GO): DNA binding
Source: RefSeq, a predicted model, not a curated record
UUAUAACAAUGCACUUAUAUGCCCAUAAUCCGUUUCAUAAUGAUACCCAUUACGAUACAGAUUUUUCAUUACGAUACAGAUUUUUAAUCAAUAGAAACCCAUAAUUUUUCAAUCAAGCAUGCUGUGCAUUUGACGUUUAUCCUAGGUUCCUAUGUAAUUAUUUUAGAUGUCAAAAUCAGUACGUAUUAAAUUUUCGUAGAUACCUAGCUAAACUUCGAUAAUUUAUCAAAAUGUCUGAUAUCAGCGAUAUAGAAGAAUUACCAUCGACUCCUCCACACAUAUCGGAGAAAGCAGAAAAUGCAGUUCAAAAUAUUUUACCCCAAAAAUCUAAGAAAGUGUACGAAAAACUUUAUCAACGGUUUAUGGACUGGAGAAAUACAAAUAAUAUUUCGACAUUCUCCGAAAAUGUUUUAAUUGCUUAUUUUCAAGAAUUGAUGGAAACUAUGAAAUCAUCUAGUACAUGGACACAUUAUUCAAUAAUAAAAACGUUGGUAAAUAUAAACCAUAAUAUAAACAUUUCUAAAUAUAAGAAACUACAAGCUUUAUUAAAGCGAAAGUCCGAAGGAUAUGUUGGAAAAAAAGCAAAAAUAUUUUCACCUGAACAAAUAAAAACGUUUAUCGACGAAGCACCCGAUGAACGGUUUUUAUUUUUAAAAGUAGCAAUGAUUUUUGGAAUAAUGGGAGCAUGUCGAAGGCAUGAACUACAUGACCUAAAAUGUGAAAAUGUCAAAGAUAUGAAUGGAAUCUUAAUUGUUAAUGUGAUAGAAACUAAAACAAAAGUACAACGAACAUUUACAAUUACCGGCAAAUACUACGAAAUUAGUAAAAAAUAUAUGAAUCUACGGCCUAAAAUUUGCCCCACCCCAUCUUUUUUCGUUAAUUAUUUAAAUGGAAAAUGCACAAUUCAAAACAUUGGUAUUAAUAAAUUUGGUGAUAUAGGGAAGAAAAUAGCAACAUAUUUAAAUCUGCCUGAUCCGAAUUUAUAUACAGGGCAUUGUUUUCGUAGGACAUCUGCAACCGUAUUAGUAGAUGCCGGUGGUGAUAUUACUACAUUAAAACGCCAUGGUGGCUGGAAAUCCAAUUCAGUGGCAGAAGGCUACAUUGAAAAUUCGGUUCAGAAUAAAAUCAGCAUUUCCAAUACAAUAUUGAACUCUAUUGAGACUAGCAAUAAUGAAAUAAAUGUAAAUAUUCCUUCCACUUCCAGAUCAGUGGGACCUGGAAUAAACUUUUCAAACUGCACAAUAAAUAAUCUUAAUAUUUUUAAGAAAUCGGAUUAAUUACAAUUAUUAUAUGUUGAAUAUAAAUACAAAUAAAAUGUUUAUAGUUUUCUUGUAUCUAUGGCAAUACCAAUACCCGAGGUAUUAAUUACAAUUUUGUAGAUUUUUUUUUAUAGAAAUACGAAUAAUUACUGUUACCUAUUGUGUUCAAUAAAAAUAUAAAAUUUAUGGUUUUUGAUUAUUUAUCGGGUGUAGAAAAAAUAGCGUAUGCAACUCUCAUGUAAUGGUUAUUAAUACACUCG